This is a messenger RNA of Mizuhopecten yessoensis (Yesso scallop), 2114 nucleotides long. RefSeq names its product rhodopsin-like. The record is from RefSeq and is a predicted model, not a curated record. Gene Ontology annotation, biological process: G protein-coupled receptor signaling pathway. Gene Ontology annotation, cellular component: membrane. The transcript has a single exon. Gene Ontology annotation, molecular function: G protein-coupled receptor activity; peptide binding. Bases 149 to 1414 code for a protein of 421 amino acids. NCBI's taxonomy places the organism in Eukaryota, Metazoa, Mollusca, Bivalvia, Pectinida, Pectinidae.
GGUGUAGGCGUGUAUUCGUUAUAGGAUGUGUACACACAAUUCCGGGAUCUGAAUGAUUUAACACGACGCAAGAGACGGUCGCACACCUUCUGGUACACAACCAACCCUAAACACUACGGAACAGCGAUUCGGUCUUCCAACCACCAUUAUGAACCUAAGUUUCGAGCCUUCAUUCAACCAGACCAAUGUCACGACGGCACCAAAUAUAGAGGUAAACCAGCAACAUAUGUUAAAUGCAUUCAACAGUAACUUAGCACAGACACUUCUACCAUUGACAGUUGUCCUAUGGUUUUAUCUCGUCAUCGGGUUUUUAGGAAACAGCUUAGUAAUGUUUGUGUACUGGGCACGUAAGAAACCCAUGCGAGAUGACCGGUACUUCAUUCCUUUGCUAGCGCUGAUGGACCUUAUAUCGUGUGUUGUCUCGUCGGGGACGGGGAUUCACGCCCAGACGCACCCGCUGAUGUUCGACAAUAAUGUCGGAUGUAAAAUGGCAGCGUUUCUGGGUAUCUUGUUUGCCUGUGUAUCGGCCGACUUUCUUCUCGUUAUUGCUAUAGAACGUUACAUCAAGCUUUGCCGACCCUUUGGCCGGCAGAUGACAAUAUUCAUUAAAAAAGCCAUUAUCGUUGUAAUUACUUUAUUUGGCUUGGUAUUAUCAGUACCUGCUCUCGGUAUUUACCAAGUAGAAGAGAUACCUAAAAUGAGAAACAUGUAUGGAAUCCAGGCUUGGCAAUGUACUGACAUGAAAGACAAAGGACAGGCAACAGGUCACACGGUCUACAAGGUCUCACUGUUUGUAGUGACUAUUACUAGGUUCGUGAUUCUGUUUUUCUGCUACGGUAACAUUAGUUGGGUGAUAUUUAGGCAAGGAAAAUUCAGACAAAGAAUGGGAUCUGUCGUAUCCUGUACUUCUGCUACCUCUGUCUCCUAUACCGACGAUGCAGGGAAAAGCAUUGGAAUGAAUAAACAAAACAGUGAAGGAAGCAAAUCGGAAGAUGUCAAAAAAUCUAAUAAAACCGACUUAAACGGAAGACAAACUCUUCUCAAUAGAAACCAGCCUCAUUUGGGAUCUGUAGCUGAUCGGAAGAUCACCAAACGGAACCAGAGUGUUGCUUCAAUGGCAGGAUCAGUAGCACGCAGGGAAAGCCGUGCCGACCGACAGGGAAUCCGUCUUACCGUCAUCUUUAUCCUCAUCACGUCCAUCUACAUCGUUACCUAUGGUCCCAAGGUGUGGCUCAUGAUAGAACAGUCACUCAACAGAGAUUUCUGGUCAACGGUCCCACAAGGUCAACUACUCCUUUACAGGUUUUUACACACAUUUUACAUUUUCAACAACAUUGUUAAUCCGAUUGUGUAUGGAAUAAUGGACAGACGGUUCAGAGCGGAGUGUAAGAAACGUUUUACUAGGUGUCAAUAAAUUCAAAGUUCAUCAAGUUGAUUCUUUUAUAAGUGCUCGAUUUCCAAAACCAAACUUACGUGUUUUUUUGUUUCAUUACUAACUUGAUAAGCCAUCGUGAAUUAUAUUACAAAACGCCCGCGGGUGCUAGAUUAAUCGAACAUGUUUAUGUCACGACAUGCAAGGUUUAGCUGAUUUGGUAUUGGAUAAUUGUUUCAUUUGUGUAUAUAUUGUGGCAAAGUAAAAUUAACGAUAUAUAUGAGAUAAAUACCGAAAUAUUAACUGGCUACAUUGUAUGAUAAUGAUCGCGAACCACUGUAUAUAUUUACUUCAAUCUAGUUGUACCUUUUUCGUCAGACACAUUUAUGGUGUCAUUUUGUCCUUGUGUCUGUGAGCAAAUCCCAACGCGAUAUAUUAUAUAACCUUAGCAAAACCAAACGUUUCUGUUAGUGUAAGUUCAAAGAAAGGAAUUCUUUGUGUACGCUGUUCUAAGUAUUUAUGGGUUAAAGUUGGAAUUUUAUUUAGGUGAUGACAGGGAAGACGUCAACUCAACAUAUGCAGAUAUAUAACAUUUGUCUGCGAAUUUUAGUCUGGAAAAGGAUAAAAUCAUCUCAAUUCAAAGGAUAUCCUAAACAAAAGUAACUAUAUAAGUACAUAAAUAAAUCUAAUAAAAAAAUAUCCUUAUUUAUGAUUGUUUAUUUCAAACCACAUACAAUGUUUA